AUGCAGAAAGCCUCCAGGAGGUCGACUCCCCGGUCGCGAAUAUCCAAGGCUUGCGACCGUUGUCGUCGACAGAAGCUCAAGUGUGACUCAGUUCGUCCAUGUGUCCUAUGCACCCGUGCUGGCCACAUAUGCGAGACAACUACAGUAUCACGUCGUCGUGUUUCCGAAUACCAAACACCGGCCACUCCAGCGGCUUCCGCCGGAUCUGAGACGCCGCAGGUCUUACCGCGCAGAGCGUCCGAGGACCACCAACAAUAUGCAACGGGCACUUCAGCGAUUGGUUUUGCCAGACAAGUUUAUAAUGAAGAGGAGACAGGCCGGACCUUGACUGAAGCUGCUGUGCCGGGUGAUGUUGGCAUGGCGGGUACUGAUAAUUCCCUCUGGGGCCUCAAGGAGACAUCCAUGCCACCAAGGACUGUGAUGCUAGCAUUGAUCAAUGCCUACUUUGACCGAAUGCAGUGGUUUAUCUUGGUACUCCACGAGCCGUCAUUCAGAGAAAUGGCCCAGCCAAUUAUCUCUCAACAUCAAUGGCAACGCCAGGAUCUUGGUGCAGUCAUGACUGUGCUUGCCGUCGCUGUCAUCAGCUUACAAUCUGUCCUGCCAGACGCAGAUUGGCCUGGUCAUAUCCUCCUGGCUAGGCAUUCGAUCGACGCCCAGGAUUUGCUGAACAAAUUUUUGACCGAGAUUCGUUCCCGUGUGCUUGACAUCUUGGAGGACCGCCGUAUCGAAGGAGUCCAAGUCUGUCUCUUACUCUGUUGCUAUUACAUGUUCCACAGCUCCCCUAACAUGGCGUGGACCACGUGUGGUAUGGCUUUCAGAGCUGCAUAUGCCCUGAACCUUCAAGAAACCAGUACAUUGUCACAACCUUCUGUCGCUAAUGAGACACGCUCUCGUUGUUGGAACCAGAUCAUCAUCUCGGAUACAUUCUGUUCCAUUCUCUAUGGACGUCCCGCUUCUCUGCCUUCUGCCAAUGUUCGUCACCUACAGCUCGUCGACGACCUGGCCAUUGAUCACUCGUUGUUAAACGAUCUCUCGGUGGACAAUAGCGACGGACUAACGUCGCGCGCCCCAUUUCACGUCUUGAAGACAGAUGUGUAUGCGAUUGCUCGCGAAAUUCUUAUCCGAUUCCGUCGGCUUGACCUGACAUCUGGAAUAGAAGAACAGGACUUGGAAGCUAUCAUUCGUAUUACCGAAGAGUCCAACGCACUUCUCACUGACUGGUGGAAGUCCGUCCCGAAACUGUAUGACUUCGAUUACUGGAAAGCAGACGGUCGCUGGGAAAUGAUUGAAGGCCAGCUGCAAAGACUUCCAUCCGAAGCAAGGCAACAGGUGGAGACAAUAUAUCUACAGGCUGCUGUUCUCCAGUUGACGUAUGACGGCAUGGUCAUCCAAGCAAAUAGACCACUGUUGGAGCGAAGAAUCAACAGGCUAACAUCUUCGCGGGCGAUCAUGGAUGCGAUGCAUAGGGCGCUUGACCGAGCCACGGCUGCUGCUCUCCGUAUAUCCCGUGUCCCAGUUCAAAAGUUGAAAAACCAUUUUGCUAUAGCAGUCGUAUCGAUGCAAGAGUUCACUGCUGGUGUGAUCCUCUGCAUACCUCCAACGGUGAAGCCUUUAACAAGCACCGCUCAUGAGGCGAAGGACGGGGUGGUAAGAAUAAUACGCGCCAGUCGAAGUCUCAAGAGCCACGAUCGAAUAGCAAGGCAAACUGAACAACUUCUGACAGAGCUACUCAAAGUCACCACCCAACGCGAGAUAACGCACGCCUUGGCCGAUAAUCUCGACACCAAUUCCCCCUCCGAUACGCGGCUAACAGGCUCCGCUGUUGCCGGCGCCUCGAAUGACCCCUUGGGUGCAGGACGCUCCAGGCUGGUUCCCGGAUCCGCAGCGCAGGCAGUUGUAGAUCCUGUUCAAGGAGCCUGGGACUCAGAAUUCAAUGCCCUCCCUGCCGUAACGGGACCUUAUGAUUUCCUCCCUGCUCAAGCCUUUCAACAGCUGGACGAUACAUUUGGUGCCUUCGGAGAAUCCAUGUUUAACUUGGUCCCUGAUGAUCAAAACAGUACAUGGAACUGGGGCCGAACAUUUCCCUAGCCAAAGGAGCAUCAGGGAGUCAACGUGAUCAGUGCAGCCUUGUAGCUCGCUGAAACUGCCCUGGAGCCAAGCCAAACACUAGAGAGCAAGGUGCACGGGCGAGCUUCGCGACAGUUUUAGUUGUUAUUUAGUAUGCCAAGAGUAAGCCACGCAGGAUGGCUUAUGGCCACACUAGCAACAAUGGCCACGGGGAUGCGGAAAGCCGCCGGAUAUUUGGGGUCCCGGCAUCCAUGGGUGGGCGUGAUUGUUCCGGUGGCUAUCUUUCCGGUGGAGAUAACGGCGGUGACCAUCAAAACUCCUCAGCCCGGAUGGCUCGGACUCCGCAUCGUCAAGUAUCGGUUUCAUGACAGCCAUUCGACUACUUAUCCAACUUACCCCGACCUUUGAUAAUAAUUUUCAGCAGAUCUAUCGAUCUCAGAGAUAAUAAUGCCACUGUUCUGUGUGGAAAGCACUGCGCCGUGGCUUAACAAUAAUAAAACUCCAAAUUGCCCAAAAGCUAGAGCG
Molecule: messenger RNA, 2592 nt
Organism: Aspergillus welwitschiae
Lineage: Eukaryota; Fungi; Ascomycota; Eurotiomycetes; Eurotiales; Aspergillaceae
Product: Zn(II)2Cys6 transcription factor
Exons: 3
Coding region: 1-2088 (695 amino acids)
Biological process (GO): regulation of DNA-templated transcription; DNA-templated transcription
Molecular function (GO): zinc ion binding; DNA binding; DNA-binding transcription factor activity, RNA polymerase II-specific
Source: RefSeq, a predicted model, not a curated record